GUCACAGUGCCACGCCCACUCGCCUGGAUCCUGGAGGAAACUCGGCGCUUAUUCAUUGAAUAAAAACCUGUUUGUUGUUGGAGUAAAUUGGUCGGAGAUCCGGGUGUGUCCCGGGUGCAGCAAGUGUUCUGUUCAAGUUACAGAGAUACAACUCAUAGACAUUUCUUUUCUCUAAAGUCUGACCAGGUCUACAAGUUCCACCACAUUAGGGCUGCUAGCCUGUGUGACAUUACACUGAGCCGGUGCGGUUAUACCUGUCGGACCUGAUGCUGCUGUGCAUCACGACUCAUUCAGACUACAUUUGACCGCUACAUUCUUUUGCCCAUUCUUUACCCAUUCAUAAUGAAAGCUCUGAUUCUUGUCGGAGGCUACGGCACGAGGUUACGGCCUCUCACGCUCAGCGUGCCCAAGCCUCUGGUGGAGUUCUGCAACAAACCCAUCCUGCUUCAUCAAGUGGAAGCAUUGGUCAAGGCCGGGGUGCGGCAUGUCAUUCUGGCCGUCAGCUACAUGUCAGACCUUCUGGAGAGAGAGAUGAAAGCGCAGGAACAGAGACUUGGAAUUAAAAUCUCUCUUUCACAUGAAAAGGAGCCGCUGGGGACAGCUGGUCCUCUCGCUCUGGCUCGCGAGCUGCUGACAGACAGUGACGAGCCUUUUUUUGUGCUCAACAGCGAUGUGAUCUGUGACUUCCCUUUCGAGGACAUGCUGAAGUUCCACAAGAGCCACGGGAACGAAGGCACCAUUGUCGUAACUAAAGUGGAGGAGCCGUCGAAGUACGGUGUAGUGGUGUACGAGGGAGAGACCGGCCGCAUUCACCGGUUCGUCGAGAAGCCACAGGUCUUCGUCUCCAACAAGAUCAACGCCGGAAUGUACAUCUUCAGCCCGAGCAUGCUGAGGAGAAUACAGUUGCGACCCACCUCUAUUGAGAAGGAGAUUUUCCCAGUUAUGGCUGAGGAGGGACAGCUUUAUGCUAUGGAGCUUCAAGGCUUCUGGAUGGACAUCGGUCAGCCUAAAGACUUCCUGACCGGCAUGUGCAUGUACCUCCAGUCUGUCAGACAGAACGCUCCUGAGAGGCUGCACACAGGACCCGGCUUUCUCGGCAACGUGUUAGUGGACCCAACAGCGGUGAUCGGGGAGAACUGUACAAUCGGGCCGAACGUGACCAUUGGCGCUGGGGUGGUGCUGGAGGACGGCGUGAGGAUCAAACGCUGCACCGUGCUGAAGGGAGCUCACAUCCGUUCACACUCUUGGCUCGAGUCAUCCAUCGUGGGCUGGAGCUCUUCCGUAGGACAGUGGGUGCGGAUGGAGAAUGUGUCCGUUCUGGGUGAGGAUGUGAUCGUCAGCGACGAGCUUUACAUCAAUGGCGCGAACGUUCUGCCCCACAAGUCGAUCACAGACUCUGUGCCUGAGCCCCGCAUCAUCAUGUAGAAAUCGCAUACAUGUACAUUUUUGUACUUCUUGAGAGUGUAUCAGGGGAGCGCUAGCCGUAUGGGGCGUCGUGGAAUUUUAGCAUGGACAAAAAAAACAAAACAAAAAAAAACACAGGAGGGUAAUAAUAAAUAUCAUGUAAGUAUUGUAAAGGAGAGGCGGCGAUGUCCGUGUAUUUAAUGAAAGUUACUCUAGAGUUCCUAAAGAAACAGCCCUGUGUAUAUGAUAUGAUCAAGUGAAGGAUGGAUCAAAUGUCACAUUGCCUUAAAAAUGGGAAAACUGGCGUCCCUUAUGCAACUUCA
Molecule: messenger RNA, 1727 nt
Organism: Clarias gariepinus (North African catfish)
Lineage: Eukaryota; Metazoa; Chordata; Actinopteri; Siluriformes; Clariidae
Gene: gmppb
Product: GDP-mannose pyrophosphorylase B
Exons: 10
Coding region: 343-1425 (360 amino acids)
Biological process (GO): cell wall mannoprotein biosynthetic process; GDP-mannose biosynthetic process
Cellular component (GO): cytoplasm
Molecular function (GO): mannose-1-phosphate guanylyltransferase (GTP) activity; GTP binding
Source: RefSeq, a predicted model, not a curated record